Messenger RNA from Trichosurus vulpecula (common brushtail), 1088 nucleotides. It is a transcript of the gene GLRX5, whose product is annotated as glutaredoxin 5. The record is from RefSeq and is a predicted model, not a curated record. Lineage: Eukaryota; Metazoa; Chordata; Mammalia; Diprotodontia; Phalangeridae. The coding region runs from base 82 to 558 and encodes 158 amino acids. The transcript has 2 exons.
GGACAAGGAGGCGCGGGUGCUCGGACCGAGGAACGGCUUUCCGAGAGAGUCCUGGGCCGGGAGGACGUUUGGCUGCGGGAGAUGAGCGGGUCUUUAGGCCGAGCGUCGGCGGCUCUGCUCCACCUGGGGCGCGGGGUCCUCCUGCGGGGCCCGGCACUGCGGACUCGGAGCUCGGGCCCCGGGGGGUCGGGCUCGGGCCCGGCCUCCAGGGAGCAUCUCGACUCCCUCGUGAAGAAGGACAAGGUGGUGGUGUUCUUGAAGGGGACCCCCCAGCAGCCCCAGUGCGGCUUCAGCAACGCCGUGGUGCAGAUCCUGCGGCUGCACGGCGUCACCGACUACGCGGCCUACAACGUGCUGGAGGAUCCCGACCUCCGUCAAGGUAUUAAAGACUAUUCCAACUGGCCAACCAUACCUCAAGUGUACCUUAAUGGUGAAUUUGUUGGUGGUUGUGACAUCCUCCUCCAGAUGCAUCAGAAUGGAGAUCUAGUAGAAGAACUGAAAAAGUUGGGAAUUCGCUCAGCACUUUUAGAUGCAAAGACAGAUCACGACUCCAAAUAAAAAGCCUGCGAGAAUCCUCUUUAAGAACAAUGCUCUGUGACUGGAAAUGAAACUUUUUUAGUGUCAAAGACUGGUUACCAGAACAGCCUUACUGGUUUUUGUUCUCAUUUUUUUAGGAAGGCAACUCUUUGUACUGACGCUAAACAGUAUUGAAGUGAUUUUAGUUUCUGGCUGGUGUUUUAGGCUAAGGGUAUUCUAUUGUGAAUUUAACUAAAGCUAUCUUACUGUAAUAAUUGAAUAUUAUGUUUUGAGACAGAUGUAAAAAAAAUCAUUCUUUUUUUGUCUUGUACUCUUUGCCCAUUGCAGGAGUAAACCAAAAGAUUUUGAAUCGUCCUGGUCAGUUAUUAUCAUUGUCAUUUUAUUACUGAUUCUAAUGUAUGUGUCACGUGUCACUCUAUAAAAUCCAAAGGAAACAUUUUGUGUAGCCUUUUUAAGGAAAAUGAUGGACAAGGUAAACAGUGAUGAUGGCUGGGGUUUUUUUUUUUAAGAAAUAAACUGCCAACAUGUGGAAAAGGUCCUUUUUGGUGAAA